CCGCAACGGCCCUUCCCCUUCCGCUCCGCUCCGUUGCUUGCCGGGACGCGUAGUCCGUGUAGUCCCCGCAGCCCCGCGCCGCUGUCGGCCCGCUCCAGGUCCGCUCUCGGCCCCGUCGGUCGCUCCGCCUCCCGUUCCUCCUGUUGCUGCGGUCCCGUCCCCGCUCGGCUGGUUGCCUCGUUCCGCCUGUUGCCCCGCUCCUCCAGCUGCCCCGCUCCGCCUGUUGCCGCUCCCCCGUCCCGCUCCGUGUCCCGCCGCUGUCGCGCCGCCCGCCCGUCCCUCGGGGAGCUGGGAGCGGAGAGCGCCCGGAGGGCUCAGCCUUGGUAGGAGACGCCGGUGUUAGCGCUGCGCAGGAACGGAACGAGCAGCUCGGUAAUGCCGCCGGAGCAGGCAGAGCUCGGCUCCCUCACCCGGCCGCCUGCUACCGGCAUCCUGGAGCCCCAGAGUUUCUCUUUUUCGGUUCUAAACCGGAAACUGGAUAAACUUAGGGGGUCAGGCGUGAGAGAAGCGAGGGCUGGGAGAGCGCUGGGGCUGGGAGAGCGCUGGAGCUGCUUAGGGAGCUUCUGGCUCCUCCGCGGUUUGGAGUCUCCAAAAGGAUGCGUGGGCUUCCCGGGUGGGGAGGUGUGUGGGGUUGUCCCAUGCCCGUGCUUCGCAUCUCCGUUUUGAAACCAGGGUGAAAGUCCAUCCUGGAACACAACUCACUGACAGACAGAGGGUUGAGCCCUGUACGCCAUCCCUGACCCACCGGUGCCCAAACUCACUGGAUGGAGGGUCACAUGGUGGUCGGGGUACAUGGAUCCCUUUGUGGGGGCAAGUUGGGGUUCGGGAUGGGCCUUGUGCACAGGAGAGGAGGGGUCAGGCCCAGGGUAGGCUGGAGCACCCUGAGCACUCCUCCUUCCUGGCUUUUGCCUUGGCUCAGCCUUUCUGCUACGCCAGCCCGGAUCCCUGGCUCUGUCCUGCACCUUCCGCCAGCUCUCCAGGGCUGUCCCUCCAAUCUGCUCCCUGCGGGACCCCCGCCCCCUGCCCAACGUUGCCCUCUGGCCCCUGCAAAAUCCAGCAAGAGAUGGAGGGCGAUCCCGCCCUGUGCCUUCGUGUCUUUGACCUCAACUGCUGGGCCAUUCGCUACCUGAGCAAACGGCGGCAGGAGCGCAUCCGGCUCAUCGGGGACAUGCUGCACCAGGAGGAUUUUGAUCUGGUGCUUCUUCAGGAGGUGUGGAGUGAACAGGACUACAGUGACUUGAAGGUGAAACUAGGAGGCUGUUACCCCUUCUCUCAUUACUUCCGCAGGUUCCCCAUUCUGGACACGCUCCUCUACCAGUACUCGCUGAAUGGGUACCCCUACAUGCUCCAACAUGGGGACUGGUUUUGCGGCAAAUCCGUCGGCCUUGUCAUCAUUAGGAUCUCAGGGAUCAUCUUCAACAUCUAUGUCACCCACCUGCACGCCGAGUACUGCCGGGAGAAGGACGCCUACCUGCCCCACCGCCUGGUGCAGGCCUGGGAGCUGGCACAGUUCAUCCGACACACCUCCAAGGCGGCUGAUGUGGUGCUGCUGGGAGGGGACCUGAACAUGCACCCUGAAGAUGUGGGCAUCCGGCUGCUGCGUGGCUGGACGGGGCUGCGGGAUGCCUUUGCCGAGGCCACACACUUUGAGGGCUGUGAGGAUGGUUGUACCCUUGUCCCCAACAACUGCUUUACUGACAAAUCAGAGCUGCUGCCCUUCCCACUGGGCAUCCGCAUCGAUUACAUCCUCUACAAGGCCAUCUCCAGCUUCAUGGUAAAGUGUGAAGAGCUGAAGACCACCACAGGGGCAGCUCCGGGCAUGGACGUCCCCUUCUCAGACCAUGAAGCUGUGAUGGCAACACUGCACAUCCAGAGGCAGGGACAGGCUGCGGGUGCCACCCUCGCCACUGCUGAGCCAAUGCUGGUAGAUGUGGUGACAGAGGCACGGACAGAGGUGGCCGUGGGGCUGCGGGCAGCACAGCGGCAACGCUACUCCUCGGGCAGGAUGGCCUUGCUGGCCCUGCUGCUGCUGCUGCUGCAGGCCGUGGCUGCACUGGGUGCGCUGGCAGGGCUGGACGCCGGGCAGCCCUUCCCCAAGCUCUCCUUCUGCCUGCUGGCCUUCCUUGCCAUCGGCAUCCUCCUUCUUGCCACUGGUCUCCACCUGUUUCACACCAUGGAGGUGAAGAUGCUGCACAGCACCGAGGAGCAGAUGCGGAUGGUGCUGCGGACGCUGCAGGAAUGUCCCAGUGACGGCUGAACCGAGGCUGUGGGUGUCCCACAAUACCCCUCCAGUGAUGGCUGAACUGAGGCUGUGGGUGUCCCACAAUACCCCUCCAGUGAUGGCUGAACUGAGGCUGUGGGUGUCCCACAAUACCCCUCCAGCCCCACUGUGUCCCUUUUUGAUCCUUUUUUUAUCUGGCUUCUGGCAGCAGUGCAGCCAAUGCAGUAGUGCAGGUUUGACAUUUGCCUCUGAGAGAAAUUAAGAUAUCGGGGGUAGAUUUGUUGCACUGACCCUUGAGGGAACUACGAUGGACAUGGGGUUUUACUGCUUUUUAAAUACACCCUUUGUACCUGGAGGGACCUGCUGGCCUGGUUGGGAGGCUUGAAAGACUCAGGCUCCCCAUGCCUGGGGUGGAACGCUGGUGACUGCUCUAACAACCAGAUUUGACUCAGACAGAAAAUAAAGGUGGUAUUUUAGCCCUU
Chiroxiphia lanceolata (lance-tailed manakin) is the source of this 2703-nucleotide messenger RNA. RefSeq names its product sphingomyelin phosphodiesterase 2 (gene SMPD2). Gene Ontology annotation, cellular component: cytoplasm. The record is from RefSeq and is a predicted model, not a curated record. NCBI's taxonomy places the organism in Eukaryota, Metazoa, Chordata, Aves, Passeriformes, Pipridae. The transcript is spliced from 10 exons. Gene Ontology annotation, molecular function: sphingomyelin phosphodiesterase activity. Bases 1064 to 2257 code for a protein of 397 amino acids.